This is a messenger RNA of Colletotrichum phormii, 687 nucleotides long. RefSeq lists its product as uncharacterized. The record is from RefSeq and is a predicted model, not a curated record. The transcript has 2 exons. Bases 1 to 651 code for a protein of 216 amino acids. NCBI's taxonomy places the organism in Eukaryota, Fungi, Ascomycota, Sordariomycetes, Glomerellales, Glomerellaceae.
AUGGCAUCCAAAAUUACCCUCGUCUUCCAGCACCUCGCCAUGCCCACAGUCAAGGACUCAACCGCACCAGCUCCCAGAGCCGGAACCCACAACUCGCGUCUCUCCUCAACCACCGCAGCCCUCAAUAAGAGACGAACUCACUUUGAGUUCCGCCGCUCCCUGAAAACCUCGUCAGAGUUGAUUGCGAAAACCCUCGAGAAGCCUGAUACACCUCCCAACCCGGGUAAAUCAAAGCUCAGCAUUUACAAUUGCCAUCAUCUGGCAGGCGGCUCCCGGACCAAGCUCCACGACAUCAACAAGACGGGGUCGAUGCAGAACGCAAUCAUCACAGCCUCGCCUACAAAGAUAUCCGCCAUGAGAAAGAAGUUCUCCAGCGGCUAUAACCGGACUCUCAAGAUGGCAAAGAAAGUAAACGCCAUCCCCAUCAUGUGGAAAGUCGCCGGCUUGACAACCCUUCUCUCCCUCGGUAGCUACAGCGCCGUCUGGCAAUAUCAGGCCAUGUUGGAGGUAGAGGCCAAGGAGAAAAGAAUCGCGGAGGAAAGUGAGGCUUUGAGAAAAUACAAAGAGGAAAUGUGGGAUGGAGAGCAUUCCAUAUCGCCUGGCUGGGCCGUUUUCAAUGAUGCAUCGUAUCCCUUCGCGGUGCAUUACUAGUAAGGCGUUGGUAGGGUGGGGGGGUUGAGAUAUGGG